Molecule: messenger RNA, 243 nt
Organism: Macrosiphum euphorbiae (potato aphid)
Lineage: Eukaryota; Metazoa; Arthropoda; Insecta; Hemiptera; Aphididae
Source: the annotation of a GenBank genome assembly
AUGUCCGACAAUCCGGGCGCCACCAACGCGGCCGCCACUGCCGACGAACCGGUCUGCACCGAAACCACGCCGCAGCCGCCACUGCCGGUACAGCACCAGCAGCAGCUCGACGAAGGUUCCCGAUCUUCACCGGCCAGACAGCACCAGAACGGUGGUUCGCCUGCUACCAUGGCCGCGGUCGUCCCGUCGCCGGACACGCCGCGCAAGAGAGGUACGAAUCACCCGACGGGCGAGUUAUUAUAA